This is a messenger RNA of Mytilus californianus (California mussel), 741 nucleotides long. RefSeq names its product cysteine-rich venom protein TEL1-like. The record is from RefSeq and is a predicted model, not a curated record. NCBI's taxonomy places the organism in Eukaryota, Metazoa, Mollusca, Bivalvia, Mytilida, Mytilidae. The transcript has 9 exons. Bases 1 to 741 code for a protein of 246 amino acids.
AUGACAUUGAAAAUUAAAAAUUACCUAAAGAUUAUCAAAAAGAAAAAAGCAAACUUAAAUAGUGGACAUGCUCAAGGCUUUCAGCCAUAUCAAGUAGCUAAUGCUGGCAUCUCACAAGCAGAGAGGCAACCAAUUGUCGACAUUCACAACAAAUAUAGGCGUAUGAUCGGGCACAAUGCUACCAAUAUGAUGAAACUGUUCUGGGACAAUGAUCUCGCAAAAACUGCCCAACAGCAUGCUGAACAGUGCGAGUUUGGACAUGACAAGCUUGUUAAUAGACGACCAUCAUCUAUGCCUGGUAUAUACGUAGGACAAAACAUGUGUAUUGGAAGUAAAUCAUGGGACGAAUGCGUAAAACAAUGGUUUGACGAGAAGGUCAACUUUGCAUAUGGUUUUGGAACAAAGACUCUGCGAUGGACUGACAUUGGACAUUUUACACAGUUGGCAAGUUGGCACAUCACAAAAGUAGGAUGUGGGUAUGCAGAGUGUGUAGGCCGUGCAGAUAAAUCAUCAAUGGUGUGCAAUUAUGCUUAUGGUCAAUACUAUGAAGAUAUCCAAAGACCUUAUACAGCUGGUGCUCUGUGCGGAGAAUGUCCUGAUCAUUGUGACAAUGGUCUUUGUGAUUGUGGAAACACCACAUGUGAAAAUUUUGGGGUCCUUGAUGUUAAAACUUGCACAUGCAAAUGUUUGCCAUAUUAUAGUGGAAAAUCCUGUGAACAAGAUAGACAGUGCUCAACUUGA